GGUUGUCCUCUAAAAUAGGCGGAGCUUGAGAAGUCUUAAGUUAUUUAAGAAGUAAAAGUUUCUUUAUUCCAACACCGUGUGGGAGCUUUGCGAGGAGACAAGAUGUUGAAACUGACUGUAGGCCUCGCUCUGGUGACCCUGGUUGCUUGUUCGCAGUGCCCCAACAAUGAAGUCUGUGAGGCAGGCCAGUCAUGCUGCCAGGAUCCCACCGGAGAGUUCAGCUGCUGCCCUUUCCAUCACGGAGACUGUUGUGAGGACCACAUGCACUGCUGUCCUGAAGGCAUGCUGUGCAGUGUUAUGGACUUCACAUGUAUAAACGCCACACAUACACUGCCAUUGGUGGAGAGGAGACCGGCUAAACAGACAGACUUUCCCAAAUCGUUCAGAAUGAUCCCCUCAUUACCUGUAAGUGAAGACGACAUCACCUGUCCUGACGGCUCUUUCUGUCCUGCUGAGUUCUCCUGUCUGCUGAUGGCUUCAUCUUAUGGAUGUUGUCCAGUAGCACAAGGCCUUGUGUGCUCAGACGGGAAACACUGCUGCCCAAAAGACCAUGAAUGUAGUGCAGACAGCAGUUCAUGUGUCAAACAAAAAGAACAAGUUGAGACUGUUCUUUGUGGAGAUGGGAAUUCAGAGUGUCCUGUGGACACCACGUGUUGUGAGACAGAAGAUGGUCAAUGUGCGUGCUGCCCCUUACCAAGGGCUGUAUGCUGUGAUGAUAAAAUCCACUGUUGCCCAGAGGACAGUGUUUGUGAUGUUGAAGGCAAUAAAUGCAUGUCCUCCACCAAUCAGGAGCUGCCCAUGUGGGCCAAGUUUCCUGCUCGCCUUAGGGCUGAAUGGGAAGAUCACAAACCUGCAGAAAUGAGGGCUGAAGCUGAAGUCACUACAAUCAGACAAAACACUACUGCUGGAAACCCAAUGACUACAUUGCCUGGUGCACUCCCAGAAAACUCAGAUGUUCCCUGUAAUGACACUGCGAGCUGUCCAGAUGGAACCACGUGCUGUAAGACUAAAGAUGGAGGAUGGGCCUGCUGUCCUCUGCCAGAGGCCGUGUGUUGUGAUGACUUCAUCCACUGCUGUCCUCAUGGUAAGACUUGUAACGUUGCUGCCGAGUCAUGUGAUGACCCUUCAGGCUCUUCGCCCUGGCUGGAGAAGGUGCCCGUCCAACCAAUCAGCAGUCAGAACUUGGCUGUUACACAAGUGUCUUCAGUGUAUUCAGAUGUCCCCUGUAAUGACACUGCGAGCUGUCCAGAUGGAACCACGUGCUGUAAGACUAAAGAUGGAGGAUGGGCCUGCUGUCCUCUGCCAGAGGCCGUGUGUUGUGAUGACUUCAUCCACUGCUGUCCUCAUGGUAAGACUUGUAACGUUGCUGCCGAGUCAUGUGAUGACCCUUCAGGCUCUUCGCCCUGGCUGGAGAAGGUGCCCGUCCAACCAAUCAGCAGUCAGAAUUUGGCUGUUACACAAGUGUCUUCAGUGUAUUCAGAUGUUCCCUGUAAUGACACCGCGAGCUGUCCAGAUGGAACCACGUGCUGUAAGACUAAAGAUGGAGGAUGGGGCUGCUGUCCUCUGCCAGAGGCCGUGUGUUGUGACGACUUCACCCACUGCUGUCCUCAUGGUAAGAUAUGUAACGUUGCUACCGGGUCAUGUGAUGACCCUUCAUGUUCUGGUGUGCCCUGGAUGGAGCAGGUGCCCGUCCAACCAGUCAUCAGUCAGAAUCUGAUUGACACACAAAACUCUGAUGUUCCCUGUAAUGACACUGCGAGCUGUCCAGAUGGAACCACGUGCUGUAAGACUAAAGAUGGAGGAUGGGGCUGCUGUCCUCUGCCAGAGGCCGUGUGUUGUGAUGACUUCAUCCACUGCUGUCCUCAUGGUAAGACUUGUAACGUUGCUGCCGAGUCAUGUGAUGACCCUUCAGGCUCUUCGCCCUGGCUGGAGAAGGUGCCCGUCCAACCAAUCAGCAGUCAGAAUUUGGCUGUUACACAAGUGUCUUCAGUGUAUUCAGAUGUCCCCUGUAAUGACACUGCGAGCUGUCCAGAUGGAACCACGUGCUGUAAGACUAAAGAUGGAGGAUGGGCCUGCUGUCCUCUGCCAGAGGCCGUGUGUUGUGAUGACUUCAUCCACUGCUGUCCUCAUGGUAAGACUUGUAACGUUGCUGCCGAGUCAUGUGAUGACCCUUCAGGCUCUUCGCCCUGGCUGGAGAAGGUGCCCGUCCAACCAAUCAGCAGUCAGAACUUGGCUGUUACACAAGUGUCUUCAGUGUAUUCAGAUGUCCCCUGUAAUAACACUGCGAGCUGUCCAGAUGGAACCACGUGCUGUAAGACUAAAGAUGGAGGAUGGGCCUGCUGUCCUCUGCCAGAGGCCGUGUGUUGUGAUGACUUCAUCCACUGCUGUCCUCAUGGUAAGACUUGUAACGUUGCUGCCGAGUCAUGUGAUGACCCUUCAGGCUCUUCGCCCUGGCUGGAGAAGGUGCCUACUCACCCUAGAGUCGCAGGUCAAAGGUCAACUGAGAACGUGAAUUGCGACUCUAGUCACAUUUGUCCUGAAUCCAACACUUGCUGUAAGGAUGUCGAUGGAGACUGGGCUUGCUGUCCUUUGCCUGAGGCUGUGUGUUGUAGGGAUAGAUUCCACUGCUGUCCACACGGCACCACUUGUGACAUUGUAACACUCACCUGUAAUAGCAACACCACCUCUGUACCCAUGUCAGACAUAAUCCCAGACUCAGAUAAGGAGGAACAGAGACAGCAUGAGGAAGUGAAAGAGGAAGUGGGGAAGUAUAUCAGGGUUCCAUGUGAUGCACAAACUUCCUGUCCAGAACACACCACUUGCUGUCUUAUUGUAAAAACCAACAAAUGGGGCUGUUGCCCUCUGCCUAAUGCUGUAUGUUGCACAGAUGGGGAACACUGUUGUCCGGCUCACUAUAGGUGCGAUGUGAGCCGUGUGUCUUGCAUCAAGGGAGAUGUUGUGAUCCCCUGGUACAAUAAAAUUGCUGCUCAAAGUUCACUAUCUCCAAACUCGGAUCUCGGCACCAAUAAGUGCGAUGAGCAAUCGAGUUGCUCUGCAGAUUCGACCUGUUGCCAUCUAACCACGGGAGAAUGGGGCUGCUGCCCUCUUCCUGAGGCUGUUUGCUGCCAAGACCAGGAGCACUGCUGUCCCAAAGGCUACAAGUGUGACCUGCGUAAACGCUCCUGCAUAAAGACCACUUGGCUGUUUGUGGAAAGAGUCCCACUUGCCCAAAUAGGUGUCCAAAAGCCACAGCCGAGUGUCUCGGAAAAGGACAUUCAGUGUGGUGGUGGAUAUAGUUGCCAAUAUGGUCAGACCUGUUGUCCAACCUCUCAGACCUCCUGGGGCUGUUGCCUGUAUUCUAUGGCGGAGUGCUGUGAUGAUAUGAAACACUGCUGCCCUGCUGGAUACAAAUGUGGCGCGGGGGGAAUUUGUACUCCAGCCGUUGGCUUUGACUGGAACAACUGGGACAACUGGAGAGUGUUCUUCUCCAAAAAGAAACGAGCCUCAACUCUAUAAAAAAACACCUGGGUUAUUUCCACUCAGACACUUCUAAAUGGCCCAAGUGUCAGAUUUUAAUUUUUAAUUGUUUGCAAAGUACUAAUCAGAGGUAAUCCGACAGUUUACUGCAAAAGUUUGAUUUUAUUAGCAGGGGAAAGUUUGAUGAGGACUGACUAUGAUGGUUAAGUUCUGUUUACAUCAGUAAUACCAACUACAUUUUAGCCAUUGAGCCAUUUGUACAUUUUAAGAAUGUGUCAUUAUUGUAGUGUGUACACAGUGUUCAUAAUUUUACAUAAGUUUCCAGUGUUUUGGUUACUGCUCAGUUUAUCUGAAGACUAAUUUGACUAUGGAAUAGUGUAAA
This is a messenger RNA of Rhinichthys klamathensis goyatoka, 3859 nucleotides long. It is a transcript of the gene grna, whose product is annotated as granulin a. Bases 103 to 3516 code for a protein of 1137 amino acids. Gene Ontology annotation, cellular component: extracellular region. The transcript is spliced from 24 exons. Lineage: Eukaryota; Metazoa; Chordata; Actinopteri; Cypriniformes; Leuciscidae. The record is from RefSeq and is a predicted model, not a curated record.